CCCAAAUUUGUUUGUCCACUAAGACUCCCUCCACAAGGGCCUUCUGCACUACCUCAUCCUCUCCGCGCACCCCAGCCUCGAGCACUCCGCUUCCGCCCACAGGCUAUCCGACUAUUCGUGCCCUCUCUCUAUCUAGCAGAAUAUCAGUCGGCCAUGUCUUCGCCCACGUCUCCUCCAACCGUAGCCGCCUUGACGGCCCAGGUCGCAGCCCUUGAGAUCGAAAAGCGGGCUUUGGAAGACGAGCAGACUCAGCGAGUUCAGCGCGUAAACGAUGGGAAGGAGAAGACUCGUUCCGUGGCCCCUUACAUCGACGGGGUUGAGCUGACGGAGAUCCUUUUUCGGGAGAUUGAGGCCCUCAAGGAGAAAGUCAAAAAUCUCGAAGAAAGGCUGGCAGCAUUGAACACCAUCGCCGGCCAAUCUGACCAGAGCGGUAUUACUCAAGAUUCCGUCAACGUCUCCGCUGCUACCUCCUCAUCAACUCUCACCCCGACCACCAGCGCGUCUCAGCAAACUCAUACACCAGACCGCCACUCUCCAGGACGCCACCCCGUGCGGGCCCCCGAGUUCAACCGUUCCUGUAACCGACGAUGCAACCGUCGUAACUGCAAGAGUGUCCACGAUGAUCAACGCCAGCUCUACUCGGACCUGAUCCCAACACUGCCGAAGACCGCAGCGGAAGCCGCAGCUCGGCGUUGA
Molecule: messenger RNA, 696 nt
Organism: Periconia digitata
Lineage: Eukaryota; Fungi; Ascomycota; Dothideomycetes; Pleosporales; Periconiaceae
Source: the annotation of a GenBank genome assembly